Nasonia vitripennis (jewel wasp) is the source of this 2095-nucleotide messenger RNA. RefSeq lists its product as uncharacterized. The record is from RefSeq and is a predicted model, not a curated record. NCBI's taxonomy places the organism in Eukaryota, Metazoa, Arthropoda, Insecta, Hymenoptera, Pteromalidae. The coding region runs from base 286 to 645 and encodes 119 amino acids. The transcript has 3 exons.
UCGACGCGCACGUUUUCUCCAAACGCAGGCGCGCGUCGGCAUCAGCUCUCUCUCGAGAGUCAAGUCAGUUCGCCGCGGCAUCUCAAAGGCGCAGCAUCGAUUCCUCCCGCUAUAUAACUCCGCGCAGCUGCUCCCUUCCGACCAGUUGUUGCUUUCACGUGGAUGUGUCUCGGACAUCUAUGAUACUUGUGCGCUCUUUUCAUUCUCUUUCUUCUUCGGCCGAAGCCGUAUUACAAUAGUUUUUGUGACUGUGAUUGAGGAUUUAUCGCUUAGAUAUACUCAGCGAUGGAGAAUUUGUCGACGAAAAUUACGGACGAGGUAACGUGGUCGACGACCGAGAUGCCUCUGACGCCGGAGGAGGAGGACACGAUAGUGACGUUAGUCGUCGUAGUUGUUGGAGUUUUGGCUGCGAUUAUCCUGCUCUUCUCUAUGGGCCUCUUCAUUGACUGCAGAACACAAAAAACCAUCAACGGCACCGGCAAACGCAAGCGUCUCCGUCUGAAGAUGCCACCCUUGGGCCGAGCCCGACUCCAGCAGCACCAACAGCAACGUCGCGAGGACUCCAAGUGUCUCGCCACGGACAUGUGCCCGAACGGCGCGAGCGAAUACGCAGCCACCAGCCAACAACCCGAAGCCAUAGUCUGAUGGGAAACACACGUGCCCAGAGGCACGUAGUCGUCCGCUGCACCUGAUGAUGAUGAUGAUGAUGAUGAUGACUGUGACGUCAAGCGGAAGGGCCUACGUGCGCCGCAACACACACCCCCGUGACGUCACGAGAAAGGAGGAGCUAGUCUUCUUUUCUCGAGAGACGUGCGCUGUUUUAUUCAUCGGUGGGACGAUAGAUACAUGUGUGCGGGUGCGGAUUUUUAUUUUUGUCGAUGAGAGAGUAUUUAGUAGCUGAUGCACUGAUUGAGGUAGAGUUACUCGAUGUGCUCGCUUUUUGUCAAUGUGUGGAUGUUGCGAGGACUUUACGCAACUCCGUUUCGCGAAGCCCUGAGCAUUGAAGUGUUGAAUUGUCGAUACUUCAAAGACCGAUCGGUACUACGUAACGCCCGUUAACUUGAAAAUUCGUAUCACUGCAAUCACAUACGAAAUUGUAACAUUUUGCAUAAUCGUGUUUAUUCGGUUGGAAAUAUUUCCCGUUGGCGCAGUCACUGCUUUGCGAGUGUCGAAUGAAUGAAAGCGGAUGCUUGCAGUAUGAUGCAAAUAUCGCCGUGAUAUAUGUAUACGUCUACAACGUGCAAUCGGAGAGAUUGCGAGGAUUACACGAGAGAAAGAAGAUUUUACACAUAUAGAGAGACUGCAGCCUAUUAUACAAGCUCUGGAUGAUUUUUACGCCGAUCGACUGGUGCGUGCGUGUUUUUUUUUUAAGGAGAUAUUUUAAGUCACAUAUCUAUGCAUUAAAUUAUUUUUUACCUCUAUACAUUUAUACUUUAAUAACGAAUUAUAGUCCAGUAUUAUAAGUCUAAGCGAGGAUUCACCGUUGUCAUCGCAGCGUCGCUGAAGAACAAAGCGCAACGUGCGUUAACGGGAUGAUUGAUAAUGUAUGCUAUGCUGAAUGCAUUGCGCGUGCCAAAUGUAGAUGAGAUACGUGCUUAUGAUUGGAAGGUAUAUGCUUUUUGGUCACGCAAUCGUAUCUUGUGGGAGCUUGCGUCGAAAAAUUGGUUCGUAUUUUCGUUACAAUGAAGAUCAUGCUUAGGCUAGCGUUGUGUCAAAUGCGCGAGAAAAUUAUUUUUACAAAGCGACUUAUUCAUAUUUUGUAAAUAAAGUAAUGAUUUCUAUUCGCGUAAGCGGUUAGAGUAAAUUUGUUAUCAUUCCAGAAAGAAGCGCUGAACUUAUACACAUAUCACAAUGCUGAACUACUUAAGAAAAUAUAUGCCGUUUUAUCUGCAUAUUAUGUAUGCGCGAACCGGAAGAUAUUUGUUACACAUUACGUGCCUUUCUCUGUAAAGUUAAAAUUAGUUUUAUUCUCAUUUACUGUAUGUAUAUGAUUAAUGUUGUGCACACUGUAAUAACUGGAAUCUCAUAUGUUCGACGUUGAAAACUAAUGAUAACGAUAAUAAUAACAAUAAUAAAAACAGAUGCAUUCUGCCUA